This is a messenger RNA of Cinara cedri, 11249 nucleotides long. NCBI's taxonomy places the organism in Eukaryota, Metazoa, Arthropoda, Insecta, Hemiptera, Aphididae. The record is from the annotation of a GenBank genome assembly.
AUGACAAAAAUGGCCGACGGCGUGGACAUUGAUUUGUACGCCGAUGAUUUGGAACAAGACUUUGCUCAGGUAAUGUUUACGAUACAUAUGUAUGUUUGGUGCGCGCGUAUCGAACACCGUGUACAGGUUACCGCUAGACGUUCGGCCAUGUUUGGAUGCAUGACGGGCGGGCGGGCGUGCGUGCGUACGUACAGAGCCUGGAGACUGGGACGCUUACUAGGUUCCCGAGCUGCCCCGAUUUCGCUCAACUUUAGCAGGACUUCCGGCACCGAAAGCGUAGCCGUGAAGACGUCUGGUUCUCCCGACUCGCGUACCUUCUAUUCAGAUUUCACAACCCUAUACGGGACUGUUCGUGAAAUAGUUGUUAUGUGGGCGCUUUUUAAGUUUAAUCUGCUUUCCGUCGACGAUUUUCGAAAACGAAGUGUAUGACAAAGCCUACAUUUAUUUGACUAGUAUCUACCGUUCACAAGGCAGUGAUUCACAUUCUCAUGCAAUUUGUAUUCCAAUAAAAUGUUAGAUCCACAGACCUUCAUUAGUUUUGUACUUCAAAUCUGUUUGCCAUUGUUUAUUUGAAAUUCAAUCAAGUUCUAUUGUUUUGACACAAUACUCAAAUCUCACUUUUAAACUGAAAAAAAUUUAUCAUUAAGUUUUUUUUUGUUUACUCAUAUAUUUUAUCUAUGGAUUGGUAAUAACUGUAAAUAGCUUCCGUAUCAAUAUGUUCUUUUCUAAUUUUAUGAACUAAAUAGUUGAAACUAUUACUAGUACAUAGGUGUUUUGUUUUUUUUUUUUGUUAUUUUGCUCUUGUACUGGUUUACCUAUAAUAUUUAAUUAUAUAUAAGUUUAAACUUAUGGAUUUUGGUUUGUUGAUAAUGUUUUUAAUACAUUUGGUAUUAAUAUUUAAAAAAUAUUCUUGAUAUUAAAAUAGGUAGUUUUAAGAAAAAGUGAUUAUUUAUUUAUUUUAUUACCAUAUGGUUACAUUUAUUCUAGUUUUGAAGGGCUACUUGACAUGAGCAGAUCAAUAUUUAUUAAUCGACCAACUAUAAAUUCUCUAAAAUCAAACAUGUUAUAAUUUCCAGAUUAUAUUGUAAAAUGAUGUAUUACCGAAUUAUACCUAAUAAGGAAUUUUUAAUGUUAUUUUAUUCUAUUCUGAGUAACUAUUUUAUUGAUUUUUAUUUAUUAUGAUAAUUGAAUAAAUUUAGUUUUUAAAGCUGUUUUAUUUACUAUUCAAACCUAGUUAAAUGCUUAAAAGCUGAUAGAUACCGCUGAUGGGUGUGCCACUGAUGUAGGUAGGAAGUUAAGAAGGUACGAUAUGAAGUUUAUGCAUGUAAUUUAUACCUGUAUAUAAUAAUAAAUCAUUGCUGAUUUACUACAUUGAACUCAAGUUUUUGUUUACCAUUAACGGUAUGAAUUGUGAGUCUAUCAAUUUGACAAUAAGUGUGCACUCUUGCAUUUAGGUAUAUUUAAUCAUAUAUCUUGUGUAUCAUUACAAAUUUUUAUUGUGUGAUAACAAAUAUUAACUCUGUUUCUUCAUCAAUGAGUCAACAUUUAUUAAUAAUCAACACUGAGAAAUUGCUUUUUUAAUAGCUACUAAGUAUUAGGUUUAGGUAAAUUAUAAAACGUCAAUUAUUGGGGUAAAAUAUUGUUAUAUUAUCAUAACAAUAAUGUUCUGAUAACAUCAGUCAAAUUUAUUUUACACAUUGGCAUGAAUGGUAUGCUUGUCAGUGAAAAUACUCAUUAUUAUUCAAUGGAAUAUACAUUUUUUUUGUCAAAUCGAAAAUAUCAUAAGUAAUAUUUAUAUUGAAUCUCAUAUUAAAUUUUUAAUCAUUUCUGUUUGAGCAAACAAUUUUAAUCACCUAAAACCUAAUAACGAAAAUAACUUAAGAAUGUCAGAUCCCUAAUAAUAGUACAAAAAUUUCUAGAAUUUUCUAACAUUCAGCAUUUUUUGGUGCCUAGUAAAGUCUAAUAUACUUGUAUUCUAUGAAAAUUUCAAGCGUAUGAUUAUUUUUAACUGAAGGUAAAAUAAAUAAAAAUCGAAAAUAAUGAAACCAUUAACACCGUAAAAUUUCCUGAUUUUUCCUUGUUAUAAAGAAAAUUUUGGAAAAUUGUUAUAUUAAGCCGACUGAAUGGAUAGUUUAUAUGAUACGACAUGAGAGAUUAUUAAAGCUAAUUCAAUCAUAGUAAGAAGUCAAAGACUGGAAUUAAUCCAACAAAUUAAUAAAGAAACAAGGAUGUGAUUUAUAUGUACAGAUAAAAAACAAAUUGAUAGUAGAAUAAAGUGAAAGAUAGCUACAAAUCAAUCAAUGGAUUGAAACUAUGGAGAGAAAGGAUAUUACGUAGAAGAUCAAAAAACAACUUCUCCAAGUACCAAAUUAGAACCAAAAUGCUGCAAAAAAGUUUUUUUGUCAAUUUAUAAUUUGAGCAAUAGGUAUUUCAAAAAAAACUCACAUACUCACAAAAAAAAAAAAAAUUAACUUAAUAGUAAAACCUAUGUAUUCUAUGUUGAUAAAAAUAUCAAUUAGGUUAGAUUAUUGUAAUCUCUAUGAAACCUCCUCCCAUUAAUAUAAAUUUAUAUUUGAUUACAAAUUAUCUUUAUCAGACUGUAUACCAUAUAUUCCAAUAUUUUUUUUAUUCAUUAAAAUUAGACUUUUGCAUCAUGUGGGUUGUUACUAAAUUAUAGUUUAAGAUAAUGUUCUUAAGUAUUAGAAAAAAUUGAAUAUUUAUUACAGUAUUCGUGAUUUUAAUAUUUACUACCUAAGUAAAUUAAUUACAUUAUUAUUUUCAGUAUUUAUAUUUAUUUUUAUCCUACAAAUUUUGGUUAUGAUGUUUAAUUUACGUUUUUAUUAUGAUAAAUUACUAAUAGUUAUUAUGUUUGGUUUUUAUUUUAGGAAGAUUUUGCUGGAAAUGACAAUGUUGAUUUAUAUGACGAUGUUAUAUCUGGGACCAAUGAUAGUGUUCAGACAAGACAGCCAGUCGAUAGGCCUCCUAGUGUGAAUAAUCAAAAUAGCACUCCAUUAGUGACCAAUGGCUCAUCUAAUAAUAUAAGUAAUAACUCUACUCCUGGGCGUCGUUACCAAUUGUAUAUUGGUAAUUUAACUUGGGUAAGUAAAAAAUGUUAUUUCAUUUUUUCAUUGUUAUUAUGUGUUAUAAUAAUACAAAUUAGGCAGUUAAUGAGAGAGUGGUAAAAAGAUAUAUAUAUAUAUAUAUAGCGAUAUAUUUAAGUGGCUUGAUUAGAUAAUUCAAAGUGUUUACUUUUUAAAUUUAAUUUUUUUUUUGAAUUUAAGAAACAAUCAGUUAUAAAAUGUUAAACUAACAUACUUUGGGGGUGAAACAACUUCCUACUUUUGAUUUUCAAAUGGCAAUCUGUAUUAUAAAUUCCAAUAAUAAACGACAUAUUAGUUUAAUUAAAAGUCUUAAGAUUUUGGAUUUCCUUUAAUUCACAGACGAAAUAUGAUAUUCUACUAUUUCUUUGUCUUUAUAUCCCAUUCACGCUAAAAAAAUCUAUACUACCUUAUCUCCAAUUUCAAGAAAUACCAAUUUCGACAAUGUGUGAAGUAAAUGUCAUGGUAUCCUUCUUGACAAAAGAUUGAUUUGGAGUCCCACAUUAAAUCCAAAAAAAAAAAUCUCAAUAGUUGACAACAGUCCGACUUGUACUAAACUCAAAACUAGUCCUCCAUACUAAGAUUACUGUUCACAAAUCCCUAUUAAGACCUUUUUGGGAAUGUGCUAAGCCAUCCUAAAUUCAUACACUACAAUCCUUCAAAAUAUUGCUCUCUGUGAUGUCUCUUCUGUUCCAUGGUACAUUUUAAACUUCACUCUGCAUAAAGACUUUAAAAUUAGUAAACCAACUAUAGUACGGCCAGCAGAACUAGAAGCCGGACAGUCACGCACAUGGUGGCAAAUAUUCAUUAGGGUUUCUACGAUUGGUUAGGUUAGAUUAGGUUCUAUAUUAUAUAUAUUGUUUAUAAUAUAUAUCUAUAUAAUAUACAUUUAGUAAGGAUAAUCAAAGUUCUUUUUAUAACGGCUGAAAUACAGCUAUAUCAACUAUUCGUUAUAAGCGUGAUGCGACUCGCAUAAACAUUGGAAUAUUUAGAACCUAUGGAUUGCACAAUAAAAGCAACCAUGUGCACGACAGUUACACCUCUACUUUUGCUGGCUGUAUUAUUGUUUCAAAACAAACAAUAUCAUUCCAAACAGCGAGUCACACUGAAAUACUCGCUGAACUUGCUUCUAAUUCACUUCCUGAUAAUCCCAUUUGAUGACUUCAAAAAAAAAGGUUUCUUAACUUGCUGGUUGGUUAAAUGAAAUUAAAAAAAAUAACGUUAAGUUCUAUCAACGGAUGGCCUUCUUCCUCAUAUAAGUUUUUUUUUUUUGUAUACAUAUAAAUAUAUCUGCUUAUUAUGCCUCCAAGCAUAGAUUGUACAUAUUCUUUUUUAAUAAAAAAAAAUUAUUAUUAUUCGUAGGUUAAAGGAAAUCAAAAAUUUUAACAUGAAAAUGUGUCUGAAUUAUUAUCUUUUUAUAUAGUUUUUAAUAUAGGUAGGUUGAAAAUAUGAACUAAGUAGUCUUUUUAAAAAUAAAACAAAAAAACAAGGGUAAAAAAAAUAAAAAUCAAUACUAUUAGAAAUAUCAAGUGUAACCACAUAGAGAUCAUCCUGUAUAUUUUUUUAAAACUAACCUUACAUAUUAUAUUUUAUUAAAAGUGGACAACUGAUCAAGAUAUAACAGACAGUGUUAUAAGCAUCGGUGUGGCAGAUUUUAUUGAGGUCAAGUUUUUUGAAAAUCGAGGAAAUGGUCAAUCCAAAGGUUUUUGUGUUGUUACAUUGGGUUCAGAGCAUAGUUUACGCUUGGUUAUGGAAAGAUUGCCCAAAAAAGAACUCCAUGGACAAUCGCCUGUUGUCACUUUUCCAACUAAACAAGCUCUUUUACAGGUAAUUUUACAUUAAUUUAUAAGUUAUUGUUUAUUAUUAUUAAACAAUUUAUAUUAUAUUAUUUGUAUUGUUUUUAGUUUGAAUCGCAAUCUAAAACUCGACCACCACCUCCACCAAAUAAUCAAAAUAUGCCUACUAUGGGUGGAAUGACUAGACCGCCGGGUGGACAAGUAAUGCAGCAACCCAUGCGUGGUGGUCCAAUGAUGUCACAGCCACAAGGUAUGAUGCAACAGCAAGGAAUGCGGAACAGAAUGCAAGGAAUGCAAGGUAUGCAACAACCACCGCAAGGUAUGCAGCCACCAAUGGGUAUGACUAACGGACAUAGGAUGCCAUUGCAACCAGGUGGGCCUAUGGGUCUUCAUCAACCGGGUCCUCCCGGUCCUCCUGGUUAUCAAAACCAAUGGAAUGGACCUAAUCAACAAAUGGGUAACAAUUACAAUUUAUUUACAUUUUUCAUAUCUAUUCUGUUUUAUUAUUAUAUUAAAAUAAAUUUGGUUUGAUAUCAUUACUUAGGGCCCCCAAGACAAGGAAUGCAGCCUCAAGGACCAGUGGGCCAGCCUAGAGGACCACCUCCUGGAAUGGUAAUUUAAUUUUAAUUUCCUUGUUGAUAAAAUUUUUGUAACUGAUGGAAAUAUUUUCAGUUCCCACCCGGUCAAGGUCCACCACGAAUGGGACCACCACAAGGUCCUCAGGGACCUCCAGGACCCGGCGGACCACGUGGUGAUUGGAAUCGUCCUCCUGGAAUGCCUACUCAUCAAAUGGCUCCCCCUGGUACUGGUUUUCCAUCUCAUCAACCAGGUCCAAUGCAAGGUCCUCCACCUGGUCAAGGUUAGUAUUUACUCCCUUAAACUUAGUGAACAAUAUAUAUUUUUAUGUUUUGGGUAAUAUUUUAUACUUAACAGUAUGGAAAUUAUUUUCCAAUUAAUUAAUAUACAAUAAUAUUGUGUAUCAUUUUAUGCUAAAUGUGAUUAAAUUGUAUAUCUAUAUCUAAUUAAAAAUUAUAUGAUCAUUUUUAGGUCCAGUUCAAAUGAUGCAGGGAGGUCCAGGUCCAGCACCUGCACCACACGUUAAUCCCGCGUUCUUCACAACACCAAGUGGUGCACCUCAGGGACCACCAGGUCAUCCUGGUUAUGGUCCUCCCAAUGGACCUUCUUCUAGACCUUAUAUGAGUAAUGAAAUGGGAAUGCCUGAACAAGAACUGGAAGAAAUUAUGAGCAGAAACCGAACUGUUUCAAGUUCUGCUAUAGCAAGAGCAGUUGCUGAUGCUGCUGCUGGCGAAUUCUCUAAUGCUAUUGAAACUUUGGUUACUGCAAUAUCAUUGAUUAAACAAUCUAAGGUGGCCAGCGAUGAACGGUGUAAAAUUUUAGUGAGUUCUUUGCACGAUACACUACAUGGAAUUGAAACAAAGAGUUAUAGUUCUAGAAGAGGUACGUUUAUACCAUUUACACUGUAUUUUGUUUAUUUUUUCUGUAUUUUUUUUAUUUGUAGAGAGGUCAAGAUCUCCUCGUGACCGCUUGCAUAGAAGAUCAAGACGUGAACGUACUAGGUCUCGUGAACGAGACUAUAGAGAUAGAAGCCGUGAACGUGAUCGUGAUCGUGAAAGGGAAAGAGAUCGUGACAAGUAUGAUAAUUGUUUUGUUUUGUAUUAAUAUUUGUUAACAACAAGUCUAUAGCUUUUUAUUGUUAAAAUGUGGUCUACUUAAUUUGGCCAAAUUGUUAACCGGAACCACGAAUAUUACAUUUAACUGUAUUUAACUAGUUCAGUAAUAGACUAGAAUAUUAUUAUAUUAAAAACAUAACUUUGGUUGCAUAAUAUUUCUCAAUUAUACUAUAACUUAAGAUGUGGCCUAUAUAUAAUAAAGGCUAUAUACAAGGCAAAAGAAUUUAUUAUGUUACCAUAACAUAGAUAUGUUAACAGGUACGUUGACCGUUAUUAUACUUCGGAACGGGAUGGUGACAGAGAUAGGGAAAGAGAAAGAGAUCGCGAAUACAGAGAGAGGAGUCGUGAAGACAGGUAAGAUUCUAGAAUCAUUUUUAAAAUGCAUGAACAAUUUAUUCUUCAUAGAAUUCUUUGUACUUUUGAAAUUUCCAUACUUGUUGAGGGUAAAGUUUAUUGUUUAACAGUUCUGUAAAAGCAAGCGGCCGAAGUAGGAAAAUCACUCCGCCCGACGUUAAUGAGUCUGUUCCUGUAUCCUCUAAAUCCAGGUAAUAUUACCCAAUCUUCAGUUCCUUUCAUCAAGUAUCCUAAAAAAGUUAAAAAACAAAAACAAAAACAAAAAAAAAAAAAAAAAAAAAAAAAAAAAAAAAACACACAUGAUAAUAUUUAUUGUAAUAAAUAGUUUAUAGACUUGUGUGUUUUUGAAAUAUAUUAUUGUUCUGUUUUUAAAUUUAUGUCUUUUUCUAGGUACUAUGAAGAUCGUUAUCGAGAACGUGACAGAGAACGUGACCGUGAUCGUGAACGUGAGCGUGAAAGAGAACCAACUUCUAGUAGAAGAGCAGUAGAUCCAGACAGAGAUAUUGAACGUGACAGAGAUCGUAGGGAAGACAGAGCUGAAUCUUCACAUCGUAGUUCUAGACAUUAAUACAUCUGUGGUAAGUAUUUGUUGAUUGUAAGUAUUAUAAGCUAGACAACUGAUGUUUAUUUUUUUUAGUUUGUUAAAUUUUUAAAUAGAUUUUGAACAAAUUUCAAAUCUUUUUUUUUUUUUAAUUUUCAUUGGUUGUUUAUUAUUUUUAUUAUAAGUUCAAUUUUAUGUUUUAUUUGAUGGUCUUUCCUAAUUAAAAUUCAUAUAAUUUUAAUGAAUUAUUGUUUAUAAAAUGAGAAUUAAAACUAUCCUUUUUAGUUUUAAGUAUAAGGCUGAUUAAAUUUUUGUUUUAUACACUUGAUAGAUGGCUAAGAGCAUCUAUAAUCUAUAACUGUGAUAUAUGACCUGUGAUAAAAAAAAAAAUAUAUAUUGAAUAUGUAACCUUAAAUACAAUUUAAUAUUUGUUCCUAUGAAUAAAUAAUUGUUGUAUUAGGAAUAAAUGUGUUAUCCUAAAUUAAAACACAAAUGAAUAAUUAGGUUAGGUUUAUAUUAAGGUAUUAUUAAGAAUUUUAUUUUUUGCAUGCAUUUUUGUUAAAUUGAUUAGUCUAAGAUUUGUAUAUGUAUAUAAAUAUAUACAUAUAAAAACAUUUUAAUGUUUAAGACAAAUUAUAGAUAAUACUAAUUCCAUCAAUUUUUUUAUAAUUUAAAUUAUGCCUGCGCCCUGAGUGUGCAAUAAUCAUUCACUAUGUUAUGUUUUUAUUAUUAUUUUACAAACAAUUAUUUAUUGACACGUUGAGCGCCUAGGAGUUUUUGACAUGGUUAUUUUAUUUUGCUAUAUGAACGAAGUUCAUAAACAUUUCAAACAAUUUGUAGUAAAAACCAUGUUUUUGUUGAUUUCAUAAUGUCUUUGAUUUAAGAUUUUAAUUGUGAUAUUCAGUAAUGGGAAUUUUUUCAUUUGAUUCAUAAUAUAAAGAGUUACAACUUUAUUUUGAUAUUUAGUGUAAUGGUUGUAGGUUAUAUAACUACUAUUUUUAUAUAAUCAAUUCUUUAUUUUUUUUGUUAUCUUUUUUUUUUUUUUUUUCAAAAUUAUAUGUUUUACCCAUGACAAAAAUAUUAUGGUGCUUUGAUCAAAGAUAUGUGAGAUCACCAUUUGGAUUUCAUGGUGCUCAAUAUGUUAAUGAAUCUUUAACGGAUAGCAAUUAUUUUCUAAAUGGGUAUUAAAUAGUUUUAUAAUUUGUUCAUGAGUUUCUAUUAUGUUCUUUCCACCAUAGGUUUUAAAAAGCUUCAUAGUUUAAUUCGUUUUUUUAAAAAUUGUAUUCUUUACAAUUGGGUAAUUUAUUUAGCUUGCUAUUUAUAAAUUUAUAUAAUUGAUCAUGUUAAAAACUUAUUAAUAGAUAUAUAUUAAACAAAGCUUUUUUUUUUAUGUUUUAAAUGCAUAGUCAAGAUUAAAUUUUGUAUUGAAAGUUUCAACAUUUAAAAUUUUAUUUUGAUUGUUAAUUCUAAGAAUUACAUUUGAUCACCAGUUUAGGGUACUUAGAAUUUAUGUCUACUAUCAAACAUUUUUCAAUGUUUUUACGUUUCAGUCCAUAAUUAUUUUUCUAUUUUUCAUUCAUACGUCAAUUAAUGUGUAUAUAUGUAUAAAAUAGAUUGCAUUAUGUACAUAAUUUCAUGUGAAUAAUAUCUAUACAUUAUUUUAUUUUUGUUACAAGUCCAAAUAUAAGUAAAACAAAAACAAUUAUUUAUUUUUUAAAUUAUUACCCUCAUUACAUGGUUGGUGUGGCUGAUUUAUAAUUUGAACACUAUUUUACUUAUCAUUGGUGUUUAAAAUAUUGUCAAUUGUUUUAUUUAGGUAAACAAUGAAAGUCAAAAGUGAAUAAGUUCACAUAAGUAAAACAUACAAUAUUUUGAUGUAUCUAUAAAAGUUUUAAUGAUUACAUCAUUUAGGGAUAUCAACCAGAUAUUACUGGAACAAUCAUACUAUUAACAUGCAAGUGCAUAAAGUGGGUUAUAUUAUUUCAUUUAUUUCAGUUCAAUUAAAUUUUUGAGAAAUAAUAUUUUAUUUGACAAAAAAUGGUUUUACAUUUUAAUAAAUUAGGAUAUUAGAAUGUAUAAAGUAUGAUUAAAUAAAAUGUUUAAAACAUAUUAUGUUUUAUUAAAUUGUGUUUUCUACAUUAUCUAUCAUAUAUUGGUAUACAAAUGUUCAAUUAUUUUAUUCUGUGGUAUUAAUAUAUUAAAAUUAAGAAUCACACUUAAUUUUAUGAUGUUGAUUAUUUUGUUGAAUUGCCAAGUGUUUAUUGUCUUACGUUUUUAAUAGGAUCAUUUAUUAUUGGUAACUAAUAUAUUAUAUUGUAUUGACAGAAAGUAAACAAAAAUAAUAGUGAUAGGAAACGGAAAUAUAUUUUAUAUUUAAAUUAUUAUAGAAUAAUACAUUUUUCUUUGUUAUAUUGAAAUUGGAUAGUAAAAAAUAGUUUUUAAGUUUAGGGUUUAUUAUUUUAAUUAAAGUUUUGAGUGGGUUAAAUUAUUGUUAAACAAAUUUUAUUAUUGUAUUUAUUUAGACUAUUAUAUUUUAUGUUUCAUAAAAAUUAUUAUUUUUAUUAUCGUAUAAUUGUUUAUUUGUGAAUUAUUAUUGUAUAAUUUAUAACUUAAAAAUUUAAAACGUUUUUGAAAGUAUUUUAUGGCGAGGUGAAAAUAUUACAUGAAAAUUAUCAUUGGGUUUAUGAAAAUAUUGUGACACUAUUUCUAAAUAAGAAUUUUUUAAAUAUAUUGCAUCAUUUUUAAAUAUAAUAUAUUAUUUAUAACUUAAACCAAAAUAGUUAAAAUAUUUAAUACUUUAGGAAAUUAUUAGACAUAUUAACUAAUACCAGGUUUCGUGUUAUUAAGUGAUAAUUUAUAAAAUCACAAUAUAUACUAUAUAAUAUGUAACAGACUGAUAUGUACCACAUAAUUAGUUGUUUUUUUUUUUUUUUUUAGAUAUUAAUAAAAUGUCCCUUAGAAUUAAUAUUUCUGUUUUUAAAAUGAAUACAUAUUUUAUAAGAAUGUUUACUGAUAUAAAAUAUAAUUCAGUAAGUAAGUUAGUUUUAAAUUGUAUUCACAGCUAAAGUACUAUUUAUAUAUUUACUUAGUUCGCUAUAUAUAUUUUUUUUUGGUAAUAUUUAUUUGAAUUAUUUAUCAGUUAAAGGUCAAUUUUAUCAUUUCAUAAUAACCAUCACGCAACACUAAUUGUAUUAUUAUAACUAUGAUAUGUGGUUAAUUAUUUUAUUCCCUUUUUAUUUUUACUUUUUUACAAAAUCAUGAGAAGUUCAAAACUAAUUUGUUUUGAUCACUAUAUUAGUCUUAAUUUUUUUUCUAAUGUCUUGUGACAAAUCUAAACAUACUAAAAAGUAUCAGUUAUAGAUAGUAUUUAUCGUUUUAAUUAUUUUGUUCUCUAUAUUCCUUCAUUGAUUUAAUAUUAAAAUUUAUUUAAACAACUGUAUAUAAUAAAAAAUUCCACACUAAUAAACUAGCUUAUGUAAUAAGGUGUAUUUAAAGUAGAAUACAAAUCACAGGGCUUAGAUAUUUUAAAACUUAGUUUAAGUUAGUGUUAAAGGUGAGCGAGACCAUCUGUGCGUUUGCUGUCAGCCUAGAAAAUAUCGAUCAGUCACAUUAUGCAGCCGAUUAAAAUGGCCACCGUCAACAAUACCUACUGUGAAAAUUCAUCAAUACAUUGUUUUUAAUUUGUUUACAGGCGCCGCUGAUCCAUCCAUUUAUUUUAUAUAAAUACAAGUUUGCGCAAGACUGUAUCCAUUUAUGUAUCCAUUUGUAG